Molecule: messenger RNA, 558 nt
Organism: Drosophila subpulchrella
Lineage: Eukaryota; Metazoa; Arthropoda; Insecta; Diptera; Drosophilidae
Exons: 3
Coding region: 1-558 (185 amino acids)
Source: RefSeq, a predicted model, not a curated record
AUGCGAUCCACUUUCAUCAUUUUUGGAGUGUUCGGAGCGAUUUUUUUUCUAGCCUGUGGUGAAGCAUCUUUUGCAAAACUGACUAAUGCUAUUUGUAAGUCGUAUAACGAAUCGUGGGUGUCAAUUCACUAUUGUCGCCUAAAGGCCUAUUCCCGAAGUAAGACAAGCUUGAAUGUAAAUCUUACACUUUCUGAGCCGGCCUACAACAUAUUCCUCCAUUUGAAGAUGCUCAAAAAAGCCAACGGCUACAAGCCGUUUCUAUUUGAUUAUAACUUCGAUGCCUGUGAGUUUGUGAGGAGGCGAAACCAACCGGUUGCCAAGAUGUUCUGGAACUUGAUCAAAGAUGUAUCCACGGUAAACCACACUUGCCCCUAUAUGGGCCUGCAAGUGUUAAGUGAUUUCCAUGUAAUUGAAUUUCCGGUUCCCCUUCCGACAGGAGAAUACCUACUUUUAUUAGACUGGCUCUUUGAUGGGAAACCGCAGUUUGCUUCAAAUGUUUACUUCUCAUUCGUGGAGGAUUUUAGGAAUAAUGCAUCAGGACACGGACACAAAAACUAA